Molecule: messenger RNA, 1467 nt
Organism: Echinops telfairi (small Madagascar hedgehog)
Lineage: Eukaryota; Metazoa; Chordata; Mammalia; Afrosoricida; Tenrecidae
Gene: TRIM15
Product: tripartite motif containing 15
Molecular function (GO): zinc ion binding; protein binding
Source: RefSeq, a predicted model, not a curated record
AUGCUGUCCACCUCUUCGUUGAAGCCAGUCCGAGAGAGGGCUACUUGCCCUGCGUGCACAGGGCCCCUGAAAGAUGCAGUAACUUUGGCCUGCGGACACACCUUCUGCCAGUGCUGCCUCCUGCGGCCCUCCCUGAUGGGGGCCUGCCACUCCGCCAGAGUCCUGCUCUGCCCUGUCUGCCAGCAGAAGGAGCGGCCAGAGAGCCCCAUGGUCCCUUUGCCCCUAGGCCCUCUGGGGGAGACCUACUGCGAGGAGCAUGGUGAGAAGGUCUAUUUCUUCUGCGAGAACGAUAUGGAGUUCCUUUGUGUGCUCUGCAGGGAGGGUCCCUCCCACCAGGCCCACACGGUGGGCUUCCUUGAUGAGGCCAUACAGCCUUACCGGGAACGUCUCCUGAGUCGGUUGAGAUCGCUAAGCACACAGAGAGAUGAGAUUGAGAAUGUGAAGUGCCAGGAAGACCAGAAGCUACAAGUGCUUCUGUCUCAGAUGGUAACCAAGAAGCGUCAGGUGCAGGAGGCUUUUGGGAGGCUCCAACGUGAGCUGGGGAUACAGCAGCAACACUUGCUGGCCAGGCUGACGGAGCUGGAGCGGCAGAUUGGGAAGGAGAGGGAUGAGUACAUCCUGAAGGUCUCAGAGGAGGCGGUCCAGCUGGGAGCCCAAGUCAAGGCCCUGGAACAAAAGUGUCAGCAGUCAGCAAGUGAGCUCCUGAAAGAUGUCAAAGUCAACCAGAGCAGGAGCAAGAGCGAGAGGGCUAUGCACACCUGUUGCAUCCCGGCCUCCCCGGGGUUCACCCUGUGUCUCCACAGGAAAAUUCUCCCUCUCCCGGAAAUGAUGAGCAAGUUCUCAGAAAACUUGAUGCUUCACCUGGAAACGGAUUCAGGGGCUGUCACCCUGGACCCUCAGAUGGCCUGCGGGCACCUGGUUCUUUCCCAGGACUGGAAGACCAUGAAGAGUACCGGGCAGACCUGGAAUGUGCCCGAUGGCACCCUGCGUUCCUAAGGCUUGCCAGUGGUGCUGGGCUCUCCGGGCUUCUCCUCUGGCUGCCACCGCUGGCUAGUGGAGGUGCACAUGGGGGCUGGUGGUGGCUGUGCCUUGGGGGUGGCCCUGGAGGUGGUGAGGAGAAAGGGAGACACAGGCCUGACCACCGAGGAUGGUGUCUGGGGUGUGGUCUUCCAGGAGCAGCAGUGCUCCAGCACCGCUCCUGACCUCGACCUGUCGCUGGGGGCCACCCCGUGCCGCGUGGGCAUCACCCUGGACUAAGAUGCGGGCCUGCUGACCCUCUUCAAUGCCGACACCGGGGUGCGCAUCUUCACCUUCAGCAUUACAUUCCUGGACAAGAUCUUUCCUUUCUUCGCUGUCUGGAAACAAGAGUCCAGCCUAGCUCUAAAGAGGGUGGGUGCCCAGUGGGGCGGACACGUCUCCUACCCGGGCCAGGCACGUGACCUUGCUGGGCUCAUUGUUCCCAAGUGA